AUGCAAGAUGUUACUAUGGAGGACGCCUCGACCUGGGUCCCCGGGCCUGCGAUCACUAUCCUGGCCAAAGUCGCGCCAGAGGCGGACAAGUGGCGCGACGUGUUCUCAGCCCCCGUCGGAUGGAUGGCUCAGACGGGUACGAUGAACUGGAGUUACAUUGUAGAUUGUUUGUCGAUGUUUUUUCUCCACCCCGGCUAUGGUCAUCUGCUCGACGAGGCGGGCAAGCAGGUUGCGGUCGCAGGGCCUCGAGCGGCGGUGCCCACCGCAGAACAGUAUUACUACGUUCGCAAUGGUGAGUCAUGAGCUUGCAGAUCAAUCACGAAUUGUUUCGCUGAAGACCCAUCGUCCAUAAUGUCCUGCAAGAUAUGUCCCUCGUAUGGUUUGCGCCCGGCCCGAGCUCCAGGCGAGGGCCCCGUAGGGCACCACUUGUCCCCGAGACGUUGAACGGCGUGCUGGAAAUAGCUCCCUCGGAUGCGGUAGGUGCCGAUAUCUGCCUUCUGCUGUGAACAGGCAUCGCAAAGUCUUACCGCGUCUGCUGGCCCUUGAUUAGAGUACGACCUUUUCCGGGACGGGGUUCGCGGCCGCGACGGCACCUGCCUACUCUCAGACGCGCCCCAGUGUAUGGUGACGUCAUUCGUACCCGGGUUUCGUACUGAUGUAAGUCGUGAGCUUUCCUUAUCUGCGUGUCCGCGCUGCUUUCCGGUAGGCGAGCGUCGCAAUGAGACGACUUCUUGUGCAGGUUUUUGCAUCGAUCGGGGUGCAGUCUCAAUGGCUUCCUGCGUGUGGGAUACUCCUGCACGCAGAUCUUGCCAAGGCGUUCGACGCGUACGACUUUGCGCUGUGGCCUUUUGGGGUCAGUCCUUUCGUGCUCUUCAAGGCCGACUUAUUCAUUUCACAUCGGCGUUUUCAGAUAUGUGCCACCUGCUUGCUCUAUUGUUGCGGAGAUGCUUCAGAGCGCACUGGUUAUGAUGCCACAUGCAAAGCUCCCGGUGGGGGAGGGUGUGCAUAGCGCCACAGAAACGUUGUCGGGGCAACUUGAUCUUGGCGUGGUAGGGCCGCAGGUUCUGGUUGCGCAUGAGAAAGACAACCACAAGAUUCUUGGCAUCGCAUUCAUUUCUUCACUCUCUUCUCGCUGAUUGCAGGAAGAUUCGUAUGUCGUGAUUGUCUUUCUUGUGCGCAACCAGAACCUGCGGCCCUACCACGCCAAGAUCAAGUUGCCCCGACAACGUUUCUGUGGCGCUAUGCACACCCUCCCCCACCGGGAGCUUUGCAUGUGGCAUCAUAACCAGUGCGCUCUGAAGCAUCUCCGCAACAAUAGAGCAAGCAGGUGGCACAUAUCUGAAAACGCCGAUGUGAAAUGA
Microbotryum saponariae is the source of this 1361-nucleotide messenger RNA. NCBI's taxonomy places the organism in Eukaryota, Fungi, Basidiomycota, Microbotryomycetes, Microbotryales, Microbotryaceae. The record is from the annotation of a GenBank genome assembly.